This is a messenger RNA of Oncorhynchus kisutch (coho salmon), 1430 nucleotides long. RefSeq names its product Rieske domain-containing protein. Lineage: Eukaryota; Metazoa; Chordata; Actinopteri; Salmoniformes; Salmonidae. The transcript is spliced from 4 exons. Gene Ontology annotation, molecular function: 2 iron, 2 sulfur cluster binding. The coding region runs from base 198 to 731 and encodes 177 amino acids. The record is from RefSeq and is a predicted model, not a curated record.
UAGCGGAUGUACAAUCAUCGCGAAUUUAAUUAUGGGGCGUUUCAGGCCCCGAAGUGAACAUAAUUGUACACUCGCAAACUCCAUUAAAACGAGCGCUGAGGGGCUUACGUUGUAAACUUCCCUUGUUUGGACCGAAGAUAGAUAUGCCGGAUUCCCCAAUGACAUAAGGAGUGCAUCUACAUUUGGAAGUUGUCAAUAUGUUCUCUGAGGAAGAGCAGACAUCCCCUACAUCCUCCUCUUCAUCGCCACCUCCAUCCUCCCACUUCAUCGGGAGGAAAGAAGACGUUGUCCAGGCCAAGCGUGUCACCAAGCUGGUGGGCGGGAGGGACGUGCUGGUUCUGUGCCACCAGGGCAAACUCCACGCCAUGGACAUGCGCUGCUACCAUACCGGUGGACCACUGCAGGAGGGAGAUAUCGAGGAGAUUGAUGGGCGGAUGUGCAUCGUGUGUCCGUGGCACAAGUACAAGAUCACGCUGGCGGAAGGCGAGGGGCUGUACCAAGCGGUGAACCCCUCGGCUACACCCCCUAAACCCACCUGGCGCUCCAAAGGGGUCAAACAGAGGGUUCACCAGGUCACAGAGGUCAACAGGGAUGUGUAUGUCACAUUUAAUGACUCGCCGGACACCAUUGACUCUGACUUCUACCAGACAGAGAGAUACAGGGCCACUAUAAAUAAGACCCAGCCCAAGACAAAGAAAUUACUUGAGAAGGUGACAAGCAGGAAAGUGUAAGGAUUUGGGCCAUUUUGGUUGGGGGAAAACCCCUAGUGAUACUAAAUGUGUCUUUCGUUAGCACCGUGGACGGGUGGUGCAGGUACAAGACGGACUAAGUACUUCCCUAUCAGCAGCUCAAAGUGUAAUCUCUGGGUUAUCCUUUCGUAUCCUCCAGUGCACUAACUGAGCUCAAUCUCAAUCUUUUCCAAGUUUUCACAUUUGUACACACUUAAAUAUGUGUUUAAAGAUUUUCUGUUUUUCUACAGGUGCAGUCUUCCUAUAUUUCUUCAGUUUUGUUUGACUUGUAAUGUCUGCGUCUAUACAGCAAAUGUCUUCAAGAACGAAAGCAGAACUAGUUAACAUUUGUGUAUUUUAUUUUAUACAAAGGAUAGUGGUUAAGUGAUUUAAAGAUGUUUGGAUGUAAACAUUACUGGAGGAACCGAGACAGGCCUACAGUCAUGAAGAUAGAGGGGUGACAAACAUCAGAGCUAUAGAUGACACACAAUGUUUGGUCUCAGUUCAGCAGACAGAACGAAGGCAAGGGGUUUUCCAAGUGGUGCAGAUAUUCACAGCUGUCUGUGGCCAAAACAGAGAAGGACAGAGAGAUGAGAGGUUGUGUGGAAAAACAGGUGAGCUAGCACUGAUACCCUACACAGUCACAGUAUCAAGAAGCCUUGCACAGAAUAGUGUGAAAUGUUGUCCAUCGCAGUACCUGAA